Messenger RNA from Antechinus flavipes (yellow-footed antechinus), 2819 nucleotides. It is a transcript of the gene SMAP2, whose product is annotated as small ArfGAP2. The coding region runs from base 420 to 1712 and encodes 430 amino acids. The transcript has 10 exons. NCBI's taxonomy places the organism in Eukaryota, Metazoa, Chordata, Mammalia, Dasyuromorphia, Dasyuridae. Gene Ontology annotation, molecular function: GTPase activator activity. The record is from RefSeq and is a predicted model, not a curated record.
GGCAGCAGCGGCGGCGGCGGCGGCAGCUGGGUUGGGCUGGUGGGUGGGCGCUGAGGCGGCCAGGCAGGCAGGGGCGGGAAGCGGCGGGAGCCGGCCCGGGGACGCUAACAUUCGCUUCCCCGCCCUCCCGGUCCCCUCAGCCACCGGGGGACUACCGGCCUAACCGCCCACCGGGCCGUGAGGAGCCGCGCGCGCGGUCUUCCUUGCCGGCGCCGCCAGGGGGCGCCCGCCACAGGGGCUCGGGGGAAACCUUCCCCCGGCUCUUGGGGCCGGGGCCGGGGCUGGGCCGGGCUUGGCCCGGCGGGGGCCGUGUCUGGGGCACCUGCGACCCCCCUUCCCCGGCCUCGGGGCUCGCAGGUGGGCGCGGGGAGCGGGUCUCCUCCUUCCUCCCCGGGCAGGGGUCGCGAGGGCGCGUGGCCAUGACGGGCAAGUCGGUGAGGGACGUGGAUCGCUACCAGGCUGUGCUGGCUAGCCUGCUGCUGGAGGAGGAGAACAAGUUCUGUGCGGACUGCCAGGCCAAAGGACCACGAUGGGCCUCCUGGAACAUUGGUGUAUUCAUCUGUAUCCGAUGUGCAGGAAUUCACAGGAACCUCGGUGUGCACAUUUCCAGGGUGAAGUCAGUCAACCUAGACCAGUGGACACAAGAGCAGAUUCAGUGCAUGCAAGAGAUGGGGAAUGGGAAGGCCAACCGACUGUAUGAGGCCUACCUACCUGAAAACUUCCGGCGACCUCAAACAGACCCAGCUGUAGAAGGAUUUAUCAGAGAUAAAUACGAGAAGAAGAAGUACAUGGACCGAAGCCUGGACAUCAAUGCAUUUAGGAAAGAAAAAGAUGACAAGUGGAAAAAGAGCACUGAGCCAACUCAAGAGAAGAAAGUGGAGCCUGUGAUUUUUGAGAAAGUCAAGAUGCCUCAGAAGAAGGAAGAUCUGCAGCUACCUCGAAAAAGCUCCCCCAAAGCAAUUGAGCCUGUAAUGGACUUGCUGGGUCUUGAUGCUCCUGUGGCCUCCUACAGCAUUGCAAACAGCAAGACCAGUAACACUCUAGAAAAGGAUCUAGAUCUCUUGGCCUCAGUUCCAUCAUCUUCUCUCUCGGACUCCAGAAAAGUUGUAGGAUCCAUGCCAACUGCAGGGAAUGCCAGCUCUGUUCCUGAAAAUCUGAACCUGUUUCCUGAACCAGGGAGCAAAGCAGAAGAUUCAGGCAAGAAACAGCUCUCUAAAGACUCCAUCCUCUCACUUUAUGGAUCACAAACUCCUCAGAUGCCUGCUCAAGCGAUGUUCAUGGCUCCAGCUCAAAUGGCCUAUCCUGCAGCCUACCCCAGUUUUCCUGGUGUCCCUCCUACUGGAACCAUGAUGGGGGGGAUGAUGCCCCCUCCAGUGGGCAUGCUGGCCCAACCUGCAGCUGCUGGGAUGGUGGCCCCUGUAGCCAUUCCACCAGGCUACGUAGGCGGUGUGCAAGCUGCAGUGAUGGGCGUCCCCAAUGGCAUGAUGGCUGCCCAGCAGGCUGGCUACGUCACAGGCAUGGCGGCCAUGCCCCAAACAAUGUAUGGAAUCCCACCAGCACAGCAACUGCAAUGGAACUUGGCUCAGAUGACCCAGCAGAUGGCUGGAAUGAACUUCUACGGCACCAAUGGCAUGAUGAGCUACGGACAGUCGAUGGGCGGUGGGAAUGGCCAGGCAGCCAAUCAGACGCUCAGUACUCAGAUGUGGAAAUAAAAGCGGAGCACCUGCAUUGUUACCACUGUUCCCCAAACCUCCCUCUUCUCCCUUCUCCCUGCUUUCCUCUCUACCUCUUCCUGUUUUGUUCGGAAGUUAUUCUAGGAGACAUACAGGGUUUGGCCUCCCCUAUAGCCUGUUCACUUCCCCUGCCCUGCCCUGUCCCCUGUACUUGGGAUCUGCUUUCUGCUGUCAGUGCCCCAUGUCAAUGCCCGUGUCUUGGUGCGUAAUCUUCCUCAAAGGGGCAGCAGAGCGCACUCUAGCACCAUGGGAUUGCACACUCCCAGAACCCUUUUCCUUACGGAGGGGAGGCAUCUGCCCCCAUAGCCUCUGAGAGAGGAUACCAGGAGAGAGGGUUAGGAGCCCCUCCGUAUUUAUCCAUAAAGUCUUUUUGUUUUUAAGUUUGCUUUUUGGGGGAGGGAGGGGAUUGAGGAGUGCUGGGUAGGAAAGAGGAUUGUAAUCAAACUCCAAUCAUGGGUCUUUGUGAAGGGGCUUACCAGGCUCAAGCUGAGCCAAAGCCCUUCUGAGGGAGGGAGAGCCAGGGUCAUUUUGCUCUGUCCCAAGCAGCCCUCUAGGGCUUUAGUCCUUGUCAUUGGCACCCAAGUCACCAUGAGGCUCUGCUGCCUGGAGAACAGGCUGCAUGCACACAUGGUGAGAAUGGGAAGUGUGCCCUUCUUAUGAAUGGCUUUUUAUUUUCCCAUCCAAACUGGAGGGGUGGGGGGUUGGUUGGUUUAAAAAAAAAUUUUAGAUUAACAAACUAACAGAGUUAAUUUAUCAGCAGCAAAGAGCUAUUUGCCAGUUUUUUUCUUACAGUUUUAAAAACGUGUUAUCUGCUAUCCUAAUCAAUGCCUCCCUCCUUUCCUCUCCCUGCCCUGCCGUCCUCUCUGUUCUGGGGUAACCCUGGCACCUCUGUUUCUUGCAUAGUUUACACUGUGCAUGAAGUCAAGACCCCCCAGGCAGCUUUCCUGUCAAUCACCAUUCACCUCACUAGAAAAUCAAAACAAAAAAAUUUUGCUUAAAAGAUUUCAUUUGCGUGAACCAAAAUUUUCAGUUGACUUUCUCCUGUGUAUAUGUAAAUUCCUUAAUAAAUAUUGCAGUGAGAUGCUG